GCAGGUGAUUCCCGGAGUAGUGUGUGCGUGUGCUGGUGGGAGGGACACAGCCCUGGCAGCCCUGGCAGAAUGACACCACACUCCGUUAUAUUCACCUUCAAGACGGACAAGUGAGGGCCUCCUAAGUUACCCCUGCAGCCGAGGACCUUGGUGGUGGUGGGGAGGACCAGUUGAAUACCACACACACACACACACACACACACACACACACACACACACACACACACACACACACACACACACACACACACACACACAAACACAAACACAAACACACGCACGAAACACACACACACAUUCCUAGCCGCCUGCACAAUGGGUAGAGAGAACACGACUAGCGAUGACUGGAACUAUACACUCCCCAACCUACUGGAGUAUUUGGAUGGGCUUCUGGAGGGAGGCAGCGGGCAGGGACAUCCAAUCCUCCAGGACCCUAGCAGAACCACUGAUGCCCCAGCCACCACUCUGUGGGGAACUGUGGGGAGUGCCCUCACCUCCUCGCCAACGCCGCCCACCACUACCACAACCCCACCCAUCAACAAACCCAUCUUUCCCCUGAACUUCACUUUGAGAACGACAAUGGAGACACUCUUGAAAACCCCGACUAAUAUUACCACCGUCUUGGAGCCACUGACCUCAGGGUCUGGAAGAGUGUUGGAGGCGGAAGCCACCUCGGCCACGAUGGGAAUGCUAGGUCCCUCCGUUCCUGACCUCAUACUGAGCAGCAACGACUCGUUAGUCACCCUCGACGACACUUACUGGCUCGGGAUCAAUGACUCCUUGAACUCAAGCCUCGUCUUCGGCAAUGGAACUAGCGAUGAACUUCUUGUAGACACAGUGGGCAUGGUCAUCACCUCUGUCGUGCUGGGCGUCAUGAUCCUCACUACAGUCAUAGGCAACGUGUUCGUCAUCGCCGCCAUACUGCUUGAAAGGAACCUUCAACAAGUAGCCAAUUUUCUCAUUGUGUCUCUGGCGGUCGCCGACCUUAUGGUAGCUUGCCUGGUCAUGCCUCUGGGUGCUGUGUACGAGAUCAGCAAAGAAUGGAUCCUGGGGCCUGAACUAUGUGAUAUGUGGACGUCGAGUGACGUCCUAUGCUGCACCGCAUCUAUUCUUCAUUUGGUCGCUAUUGCCCUGGAUAGCAUUAGAAGUGGACAAGAUUCUGAUGUUCUGUUUAUUCAAGUGAGAGAUUUUAACCAUCCAAUUGAUUUUGAAAAGUCUGAGAAAGUUGUAGGAAGCAAGUCCAUAAUCGAUAAGAAUGUACUAGAAUCAUGUUUCAUAAAAACAAUGGGUGCUGAAAUAAUGGGUGUUGAAACAAUGGGUGUUGAAACAAUGGGUGCUGAAACAAUGGGUGCUGAAACACUGGGUGCUGAAACACUGGAUGCUGAAACAAUGGGUACUGAAACACUGGGUGCUGAAACACUGGGUGCUGAAACAAUGGGCGCUGAAACAAUGGGUGCUGAAACACUGGGUGCUGAAACAAUGGGUGCUGAAACACUGGGUGCUGAAACAAUGGUUGCUGAAACAAUGGGUACUGAAACACUGGGUGCUGAAACAAUGGGUGCUGAAACACUGGGUGCUGAAACAAUGGGUGUUGAAACAAUGGGUGUUGAAACAAUGGGUGCUGAAACAAUGGACAGAUCUACCUGGGUGAAGAGGAGCGGGAGGCACGAAACCAACGGUGUGACGGAACACCAGACCACCGCCUUCAAAACCCAUCAGCAGUGGCUCUCCGGACAAGCCCUCGAACAACGGAGCGGUUCCGUCUCAUCGCACGUGUCCGAGGUUUCCAAACUAGAGAUGCUGCCAAAGGAGAUCACAAGAAGACUAAAGAAGGAGACUCUAGAAGCCAAGAGAGAGAAGAAGGCUCCCAAAAACGCUAGCUAUCAUCCGGGCGCCUUCGUCAUCUGCUGGCUGCCCUUCUUUGUCACGGCGCUGCUGAUGCCCAUCUGCCCAGCAUGCUACUUUUCCGACGCAUGUUCUCAUCUUUUUAUGGCUCGGUACUUCAACUCUACCCUCAACCCUACCAUCUACACUAUCUUCAGCCCUGAGUUUCGCGAGGCCUUAAAGAGGAUUCUUUUUGGCAGGAAGAGAAACCCAACGCUACAGACGGGGAAGGUUCGCUAA
Cherax quadricarinatus is the source of this 2124-nucleotide messenger RNA. Lineage: Eukaryota; Metazoa; Arthropoda; Malacostraca; Decapoda; Parastacidae. The record is from RefSeq and is a predicted model, not a curated record.